AAUGUUGACCUUAAGCUUAGGGCUUAGAUCUGAGUAAGACUUCGAAUUAGAUCUAGAUGAUCUAGAUCUAGAAGAUCUAUAUACUUAUACUUAUAUAGAUCUAGAUCCAAUCAUUUAGACUAGAAUAGACCAAGACUUGAGCUAUAAUUGAUUAUAGAUCUAGAUCUAUAAAUUAGUCAAAAUGUAAAAUUGAUCUAGAUCAUAGAUGAUACUAGAUCAGUAGAUCGAUGUGGAUCAUAGUGACAGUUGUCAUCCCAUACCUGAACAUUUUAAUGCCUCCAGGAUCAUUGUGACAAGAUGUCAAUGAGUCGGCUUGACCAGCUGUACAGAAGACUUCUGUUAACAAAAUUUUUCACACAUGGCUGGGGAAAACCAGAAAAUUUAAAAAGACUGUUUGCCUUCAGAAAAAUUUUGUCUAACAGAGAAACAUGCCAACAUUUAGUCCCAGCAGAUUAUCCAAUUUACAUUGACAAGGAAUAUAAAGAUAAUGGAGCUAGGAUCUUGGAAGGUCAUUUUACAUCUCCCUUUGUUCAUCACCUGCCUGGCAUCAUGCCUAAAGAGGUGGAAACAGCAAGUUUCCAGGUGAUUCUGCCAGAUCAGUGGCGCAGUCCACCACUGAAACCUAUUUGUAUUCACCUGGCUGGAACAGGGGACCAUUAUUUUUGGCGGCGAAGGUUUUUUACAGCCAGACCAUUACUGAAAGAAACAGGCAUAGCUUCCAUUCUUUUGGAAAAUCCAUACUAUGGAACAAGAAAACCCAAGAAACAGCUGAGAUCCAGUCUGCACAAUGUUAGUGACCUGUUUGUUAUGGGUGGUGCUCUUGUCCUGGAGUCACUGGCACUAUUACAUUGGUGUGAGAGAGAAGGAUGGGGUCCUCUAGGCCUCUCUGGUAUAUCUAUGGGAGGACAUAUGGCUAGUGGUGCAGCAACUCUUUGGCCCAAACCUAUCUCAGUAAUCCCCAUCUUAUCUUGGACAACUGCAUCUGUUAUCUUCACACAGAUGGCAUCACUGGCAGCCACCAACUGGACCAAGCCAAUCUCAUUAAUACCUUGUCUUUCAUGGAGUACAGCCUCCUGCGUCUUCACUGAGGGUGUUAUGAGUGGAGCCAUACCUUGGCAGACACUGCAGGAACAGUUCUUUGAAAAUAGUGUCUACCAGGAGGAGAUAAGACAGCUUAUUACUUCCCCUGAGGAUCAACGCCGAAAAGCCUACGAUAUGGGUCAGCAGUUUGUUAAAGAUUAUUCUAACAGCAUUCUACAUAUGGAGUCCAUGCAUCAACAUAGUACUCAUCCUCAAAUCAAGAAAUCCACUCUGGUUAAGCAAAGUAUAGAACACAAAAAGCCCAGCAGGGGAAAAACAAAUUUAGAACUGGAUGCAGACAUGAAGGGGCCAAAGGUCUCUGACACCUUUUUGACUCCAGAUGAGUACUUAUCUCAUAUGAAUUCAGAGAUUAUUGACAAACCUAGUAGCACAGGGGACUUGACUGUUAACAAACCUAGUAGCACAGGGGACUUAACAGCAGCGCAGCAGCAGUCCUCUGCACAUUUAUCUCACUGUUCUAACAAACUAUCAUCUUCUGCAUCACCUUUACACUCAUCUAUUGUAGAACCUAUGUCUUUGAGCUCACUUGUACAGGAGUCAAAGCUUGAACCAGAUAGACCAAAUGAAAGCAUAAAACAAAAGCAGCAUAUGAAUAUGACUGCUGAAAGUGAGUCCCUUGGUCUGAAGUUUGCCCAGUCCAAGUCAAGGCUGAUGAAGCCAACAGUUGCAGGGGAGCAGGUGAAAGACUUGCAACAGGAGGCACUAGACUUUAUGAGGGGAGUCAUGGAUGAAUGCACGCACUUAGGCAACUUUUCUGUACCUGUCGACCCAGAGCUGAUAAUCAUUGUCUCUGCCAAGCAGGACGCCUAUGUUCCAAAAGAAGGUGUCCUUGGAUUGGAUGACCUUUGGUCUGGCUGUGAAGUUCGACAUGUUAAUGAUGGUCACAUUGGAGCAGUAUUAUGGCAUCAAAGUGUAUUUAGGAAAGCAAUAUCCGAUGCCUUUGAAAGACAAAUCAUCAAGUAUUAUCAAAACCCAGGACAACAGCCAAGUGAAAGUAUAAAGCAAGUCAAUAGUCAUUAGGUUUUAUUAAACUUUGAUUUUAAAUUUUAUAA
Biomphalaria glabrata is the source of this 2153-nucleotide messenger RNA. RefSeq names its product protein ABHD18-like. NCBI's taxonomy places the organism in Eukaryota, Metazoa, Mollusca, Gastropoda, Planorbidae. The record is from RefSeq and is a predicted model, not a curated record. The transcript is spliced from 13 exons. Bases 298 to 2121 code for a protein of 607 amino acids.